AUGGAAAUAGAGUUUGGAAAUUUCUCACCGAGCGGAUUGUUUUUAACAAUCCGUAAACAGAAGAUGGUUGGAACCACUGCCUCUGCCUGCCUCCACGCCUUGCAGCUUGCAACUACACGCACCGUUGCAGGCCGCUUCCGUGAAGCGACAGAGUACCAUUCUCAUCUACUAGACCUUCCAUCUUCUCACCCGAGAGUUCCAGCUCUGUCUUUGCAAGUCACUCUUUUCUCGAACUCGGGGUUUUCCGUUGGUUACAGUGCGCACCACUUUGUGGUGGACGGGAAGACCGCAACCAUGUUCAUGAAUUCGUGGGCUUCGAUUUGUUCGUCUUCUAAUUCCAUGGCGGAUCAACCAUUCUAUGGCCGGGCCUUUCUCUCUGAGGAUCAAGAAAGAGCUAUGCUAAAUAGGGUGCUGGAUCAAGGCGGACCAAACAAUAAGAGUCUCAUGCUCAUGGACUUGAAAUCUCCGGGUGAUGACGCCUUUGUCACAUUCCAACUCACACGUGCCAACAUAGAGACCCUCAAGAACUGGCUCCAUGGAAUGCGAGGAGGUGAGAAAGCUCAGCUUCUGUUCGCUGCGGAUUGCAGGGCUCGAUUAAACCCUCCUGUGCCUUCAACAUAUUUCGGGAACUGCGUUGUGGGUUGCUGUCCAACCGCAGAUGUGGAUGGCUUGCUAGGAGAAGAUGGAGUGGCCAUGGCAGCCAAAGUAAUCGGUGAAGCCAUAGAUGAUCUGAAACAUGCAAAUUUGAAAGCAGCCCAAGAUCUUAUAUUUGGUAACAGGGGCGGAUCUAUAUGUGAGCUGUCACCUCGGUUUGAGUUCUACAAGGUCGAUUUUGGGUGGGGGAGACCGAGGAAAGUGGAGGUGACGUCCAUUGACAGAACUGGAGCUUUCUCUCUUUCAGAUUCCGAGGAUGGCACCGCCGUUGUUGAGAUUGGAUUGGCCCCGAAGAAAAAUAAAGUUGCAGGUUUUGCUUCUAUGUUUGCUAGUGGCCUUGAAGCUUUUGGAAGGCCAUAG
Molecule: messenger RNA, 1014 nt
Organism: Diospyros lotus (date-plum)
Lineage: Eukaryota; Viridiplantae; Streptophyta; Magnoliopsida; Ericales; Ebenaceae
Product: phenolic glucoside malonyltransferase 2-like
Exons: 4
Coding region: 1-1014 (337 amino acids)
Source: RefSeq, a predicted model, not a curated record